Morone saxatilis (striped sea-bass) is the source of this 6085-nucleotide messenger RNA. It is a transcript of the gene nedd4a, whose product is annotated as NEDD4 E3 ubiquitin protein ligase a. Lineage: Eukaryota; Metazoa; Chordata; Actinopteri; Moronidae. The coding region runs from base 410 to 4201 and encodes 1263 amino acids. Gene Ontology annotation, molecular function: protein binding; sodium channel inhibitor activity; ubiquitin protein ligase activity. The record is from RefSeq and is a predicted model, not a curated record. Gene Ontology annotation, biological process: regulation of dendrite morphogenesis; neuromuscular junction development; ubiquitin-dependent protein catabolic process. The transcript is spliced from 25 exons.
AGAUAUUAAUCUGGCUGUAAUUCAGGAGGUACAGUUAACUAGCAGCUAAGUUAAGCUAAUGUUAUAAAGCAGCAGUGGAAGCUCUGUCUUUUAAGUUUAGUGGAAUUUUGUUUUCCUUCUAGGGUUUAAAGUUCCUAAAGGGGCAAACCUCUGGGAUUGCUCUAGUUUCAAAGGUCGUGUGUUUGGGUCAUGUCUCCAAACAGAACCACUGACCUCCUCUGACUAAAAGCUGAGAUCAGCCUGGAGAGGAAUGUAGGUUGUCACCAGAGCUAUUUUGGCAAUGUACAGCCGCUAAUGAUUGUGAUCACAGAGCAGAGCUCGGAGCAGUUGCUUUGCUUUCCUUUUUUCCUGCCAGCAAGUUUGAUCAUGCAGCUCUUACCGGCGCUGCAGGGAUUAGAGAGUUAAACGAAUGGCACGUCGGCUGCGCUUGCAUUUUGCGUCAAGGAGAAGCAACACGGACCCUCUGUCAGAAAGCCUCAGCAGCCAUGGUGAGGAGAGUGGAGUCGGUGUGCCAGCUUAUAGCCCCGCAGAGAUUCUGGCGCACAGUUCUGUCCACUUGAAGGUGACUCCUCUGUCACCAGACUAUGCUAAUUUUCAACGCUACUCUUCAGUAUUCAUACCAAGGGUUAACACUGGAGGAUGUAAUAAGAAGAGCAUUCUGCAGAUCUUGUUGCAGCCUGGUGGAAAGCUCAGUGGAGAGCUGGAUGGCAGUAUAGAGGAUGGAGACCCGGGGGGCAGUGAAGGAGGAGCAGGUAGUGGCUCUGACGGAGGCUCAUGCAGCAGCAGCAUGGCCAGCGAUGCCGGGUAUUGUAGCAGCAACAGCAUCUUUGAGCCAGAGGCUCCAGAAAAGCAGAGGACCACCCAGGAGAGGAGUCUACUCUGCCGCAAGUCCAAGGUUCCGCUGAGACGGUGCUCCUCCUUGGUUAUAUUUCCAAAGAGCCCCUGCAGCACCCCACCUGCUUCCCCAGUCAGUCCAGUGGCUCUUCCUGCUCUCCCACCUGCGAGGGGGUCUCAUCAGCCAUCUCCUCAGACAUUUGCCAGUGAAUUCUCACAAGAUGAUGAGGAAGUGACUUGCAAAGGGUCCACCACCACGGCACUAAGUGGUCGUCGUGUCCCGAAAGGAAGCUGUUCAGCUGAGUUCAGGGACACCAAACACAUGGUGCAAUUUAAUAUUCCUUUACAGGAUGAACCAAAAAGCAAAAUGGAGGAUAGGAGUAAAAUAUUGGAACUGUCAUCAACUCUAGACAGAUCAAAUCGUCACUCUAGCAGUGUGCUGCUGCACUUUGCCCACCAGAGACCAAUGAUACCCGGGAAGGGAGCUACAACCACGACUACAGUCAAUGUGGGAUAUCCUGAGGCUCCGAACCCAGCCGCACACCCCGAGGGUGAACACGACCCUCGCAAAAAACUGUAUCGUAGUACCUCUGCUUGUUUGUUCUCCUCAACUAAACCAUCAGAGAAAAACCAAAUGGUUUGUUCCUUGGGAAAAGGUCUGGAAAAGCCAGAGGAAAACCAUUGUCAUCGCGCUAUACAAAGGAGCUUUUCUCUCGAAGUGCCUUACGCUAACACUGGAAUUUCAUGUCACGUUUCAAAUCCAAAACUCAGUAGCCCUUGCUCUCCUCAUGUGCACAUUCAUUUGUCUCCUUGCUGCCCAGCUAAGUUGCCUAGCUCUAUUACUGAUGUAAACACGAGCCACAAAGGGAAUAGUACACCAAAGAGCCCAGGUCAAAACACUAAGACACGUGAUGACUUUCUGGGACAGGUGGAUGUCCCCUUAAAUCAGAUACCGACAGAAAAUCCUAAUACAGAAAGGCCAUACACAUUCAAGGAUUUUCUGCUUCACCCACGAAGCCACAAGUCCAGAGUCAAAGGUCACCUGCGUCUCAAAAUGACCUACCUGCCAAAAAACCCAGGUUCGGAGGAGGAAACGGCAGAACAGACGGAGGACCAGGACCCUGGUUGGGAGUUUCUGGAGGCUCAGGACAUGUCAGGUCCCAGACAAAGCCAGCUGCUGCCUGCUCUGCCCCCUGGCUGGGAGGAGCGGCAGGACAACCUGGGAAGAACCUACUUUGUCAAUCAUGAGAGCAGAACCACACAGUGGCAACGACCCACAAUGCAGGACAGUGAUGUGGAAAUACAAAGAAGACAGAACAAUAAUACAGAGGUGGAGCAUGCUCUUAAUACACGCAGACAGAUCUCAGACCCAGAUGAAAACAACACCACACGAGAGUCUCCUGAGAGCUGGGAGAUCAUUACAGAGGACGAGUCUACAUCUUACCACAACAACAACAACCAGCUCGCAUCACCUCCACCCCGCACCCCCGUGCCCGAGUUCCACUCGUUCUGCGACGAGUUGAGAAACAUUCACAUUUCAGGGGCCACAGCUGGCGAGCUGCACACCUCCCAGACAGAUCAUCAUAGUAAUUUAAGCCAUUCCAGUCUCAGAGGAAGUGCCCGGACUUCAACAGGAGAGGAACAUCCCGUUAAUCCUGUGCUGCUUCCAACCGCAGCUGGGCUGCCUGCAGGCUGGGAGGAGAAGCGAGACAGUAAAGGAAGACGCUACUAUGUCAACCACAACAGCCGAACAACUUCAUGGACACGACCCCUCAUUCAGAAAACCUCAGAGGCACCAGUAGCACCAGUAGCACCAGCAACACAAAGUGGUGCAGGUUUACCCCAGAGCUCCCCUCCAUCCCAACCGCAUGCCCCCCCUGAGGAGUCUCCUCAGCACACCCCAAGCCCCGAGGCCACAUAUGAAUCUGGCUUCUUGCCGACUGGUUGGGAGGUUCGCAGUGCUCCCAAUGGAAGACCUUUUUUCAUCGACCACAACACAAAGACUACUACCUGGGAAGAUCCCAGGCUAAAGAUUCCUGUGCAGAAGAGGAGGAGAGCCUCUCUCGACCCAUCUGAUCUCGGCCCUCUGCCGCCUGGUUGGGAGGAGAGGGUCCACACUGAUGGGAGGAUAUUCUACAUAGAUCACAACACCAGGACCACACAAUGGGAUGAUCCCAGAUUACAGAACUCAGCUAUAACUGGACCAGCAGUGCCUUAUUCCAGAGAUUAUAAACAGAAGUAUGACUACUUCCGGAAGAAGCUAAAGAAACCGGCUGACAUCCCAAACCGUUUUGAGAUGAAGGUGAGACGAAAUGCGGUGCUGGAGGACUCAUACCGACGCAUUCUCUCAGUGAAGAGGGCAGACCUGCUGAAGGCGCGACUGUGGGUGGAGUUUGAGGGAGAAAAAGCACUGGACUAUGGUGGCUUGGCCAGGGAGUGGUUCUUCCUCAUGUCUAAGGAGAUGUUCAACCCGUACUACGGACUGUUUGAGUAUUCUGCCACGGACAACUACACACUGCAGAUUAACCCUAACUCAGGUUUAUGUAAUGAGGACCACCUGCCCUACUUCAAGUUCAUCGGCCGCGUGGCAGGCAUGGCCGUGUAUCACGGCAAGCUACUCGAUGCUUUCUUCAUUCGGCCUUUCUACAAGAUGAUGCUGCAGAAACCGAUCACUCUCCAGGACAUGGAGUCAGUUGACAGUGAAUAUUUCAACUCCUUGAUGUGGAUUUUGGAGAACGACCCAACAGACCUGGAUUUGAGGUUCACCAUUGACGAAGAGCUGUUUGGGCAGACUCACCAGCAUGAACUUAAGCCGGGCGGCGCAGAAAUUGUCAUCACUAAUGACAACAAGAAGGAAUACAUCCAUCUGGUGAUGCAGUGGAGGUUUGUGAACAGGAUACAGAAGCAGAUGAGUGCCUUCAAAGAGGGAUUCUUUGAGUUGAUACCACAAGAUCUGAUUAAGAUCUUUGAUGAGAAUGAGCUCGAGCUGCUCAUGUGUGGUCUUGGAGAUGUGGAUGUGAACGACUGGAGAGAGAACACCAAAUACAAGAACAGCUACUGCUCCAACCACGUCGUUAUCCAGUGGUUUUGGAAAACCGUGCUGUUGAUGGAUGCAGAAAAGCGAAUCCGGCUCUUGCAGUUUGUGACGGGAACAUCAAGGGUCCCAAUGAAUGGCUUUGCUGAACUCUAUGGGUCUAACGGACCACAGCUGUUCACCAUCGAGCAGUGGGGAACACGUGAAAAACUCCCCCGAGCCCACACAUGCUUCAAUCGACUGGACCUGCCUCCUUAUGAGUCUUUUGAGGAGCUGAGGGAGAAACUUCACAUCGCCAUCGAGAAUGCACAAGGCUUUGACGGCGUGGAUUAGUGCUUCUGAAGGUAGAAGAGCUGAACUGAUUACUUACCGAUCAGAGUAAAGCAGCACAAUGUGGUGAAGUUGACGUAACAAACAAGCUGUGCAUCAGACUCUGGUCUUAACCUGCCAGCUGUGUGACAGAUGAAGGACGGUCACACAACCUUCACUCGGUCCUCUGUGGAGGCACACGCGGAGGACAUUAAAUCUGGAGUGACGGAGGUAUUUAAUCACUCCGUGUGUUCUAAAGUUUACAAAGCAAGAAUGCGAAGCUAUAUACUGUGUAACAAAAACAUCUAAUUUUAAAAGAAAUUAGGUUCAUUUGGGCUGAAUGAUAAUUUGGCAAUUCAACCUAAAUAAAACAUAUGUGAAUAUAUUUACUCUCUAUUUUUCCUAUCAUUUAAAUUCUAUACAUAAUAAUACAUUUUUCAUUCCAUCAUACUAGAAACACUGAUGCAAAUCCCAAAUAUAUGCACCUCAAAGGCAGCAGAUAGCAGAAAAUCUGCAGUUCAUAUUCGAGCAACUACACUUAAAGUAAGUUUGUCAUUUAAUCAAUACAGUAGUGAUGUACCAAUACCAGGACCAGUAACAGGCUGAACUAAUUAUACUAUGGUUUGUAUCUGUGUAGUCCACAGAUCCAGAGACUACAUGCAUUAUUAGAUUGUGCUGAAAUACUAUGCAUAAUUGUACAUAUUGACAUGAGAUAAUUGAGUAUCACUUGAUUUUAUUACAUAAAUACUGUACAUACAACUAUAAUUGAAUAAUGCCAUCUACAAAACGAUGAAGCAUUGAUUCAAGCUGUUAAAAGCGACUCAAAUUGACAAAUAAUUGUUAUUGGUGCACCUCUACAUAUUACCUUUUUAAUUUAUAAUCAGUAGCCACUCGUACUCAAGUUCAACACUGACUCUUUGUGUAUCAGAGGAAUAGAUCAAUGUGUAUAAACAUUAUAUCUCCUGGCCAGUAGCUUAUAGAAAAUGUUAUCCAACAGACUGACUUUAUCAUACAAUUUGCAUUCAGUGUGUUAAAUAUUAUGUUUUGUUGCCUUUUGUCAAUGAGUGAUAUCAUUUUGUUUUCUUCUACUCAUCAUGGGUGUCUAAUUGCAGCACAGUACUCUGUUUUUAAGAGUACAACUUUAGAAAUUGUUUUGCUGGUUGUCAAAAAUGUGUACAGAUGAUUGUCUGUUUUCAAAAAUGAGUAAUCACUUGUAAUACCUUAGUAGGAAAGUAACUGUACUUAAGCAGUGAGUUUUAACAUUUUCUGAAUGGUAAAACAUGUGUUUACACUACCUUGCCAUGUUUACAGGGCGUUGAUAAAAGAAGAUAUUGUGGGCUGGUUUCUUGUCUCUGAUGACACAAUUUUAUACUUAUGCUUUUAUAAAGUGAAGCACUUUGUUAAUAUCGAUGAGUCUUACUUCUGAACUGUCUGAAUCUUUGCCAAUCUGUUACCUGCAGACUGCUUCAAUCGUUCUUUCAGGAAAAUGAUCCUAUGCUUCAUGCACAUGUGUUUAAAUGUUUACAUGUUGAACAUUGCUGAAAAUAAGCACAUUCUCUUCUUUCACUUCUAUUUAAAGUUAAAUACAGAGGCCUUCGUUUGUAAUGUAUUGUAGACUGUGAUUGUUUAUUGAUGUUCUAAUCUCUAAAUGAAAGUACUGUUAUACAUGUAUUGUUGUCUAUUUAAGAAUCAUGAAUAGAUCAACAAUUAUUUCUGAUAUAUCAAGUUUUGUUAUUAUAGACUUUAAUUAUAACACCUAUAAGUGCAUUACAACAACAACAACAACAUGCAUGCAACAUGUAUACAACAGUUUAAAGGUGGAAUGAACUGUAGCUGUUAACUCCCAAUUUGAUGACCUAUAGCUCACCAAAUUAAAUAUAUUUGAAAAAUAAAGAAAUAUAAAACCAA